UCAUGUGUUAAUGAAAUGUGUUUUGCUGUCGUUCUUUCAGAUGUGGUCAGCAUUGAGAAGACCAGUGAGAACUUCAGACUCAUCUAUGAUGUCAAGGGACGCUUUACAGUUCACCGCAUCACAAAUGAGGAGGCCAAGUACAAAUUGUGCAAGGUGAGGAAAAUCCUCAUCGGCACAAAGGGAAUCCCACAUCUGGUGACCCAUGACGCCCGCACCAUCCGCUACCCUGAUCCUAUGAUCAAGGUCAACGACACCGUCCGCAUUGACCUGGACACAGGCAAAAUUACAGAUUUCAUAAAGUUUGAGACAGGCAACAUGUGCAUGGUGACUGGAGGUGCUAACUUGGGGCGUAUUGGUGUGAUCACCAAUAGAGAGAAGCAUCCUGGCUCUUUUGAUGUGGUGCAUGUUAAAGACAGCACUGGCAACAGCUUUGCCACCAGGCUCUCCAACAUUUUCGUCAUCGGCAAGGGCAACAAGCCUUGGGUGUCCCUGCCUCGUGGAAAGGGUAUCCGCCUGACCAUUGCUGAGGAGAGAGACAAGAGACUGGCUGCCAAACAGAGCAGCAGCUAAGUCAACAGACUAGCAAACACCUUGGUUUGAAAUAAACAAUUAUUUACAACUA
Sinocyclocheilus grahami is the source of this 622-nucleotide messenger RNA. Its product is annotated as 40S ribosomal protein S4, X isoform-like. Gene Ontology annotation, cellular component: cytosolic small ribosomal subunit; ribosome. Lineage: Eukaryota; Metazoa; Chordata; Actinopteri; Cypriniformes; Cyprinidae. Bases 16 to 570 code for a protein of 184 amino acids. The transcript is spliced from 4 exons. The record is from RefSeq and is a predicted model, not a curated record. Gene Ontology annotation, molecular function: structural constituent of ribosome; RNA binding. Gene Ontology annotation, biological process: translation.